Closterium sp. Yama58-4 is the source of this 1476-nucleotide messenger RNA. NCBI's taxonomy places the organism in Eukaryota, Viridiplantae, Streptophyta, Zygnematophyceae, Desmidiales, Closteriaceae. The record is from the annotation of a GenBank genome assembly.
AUGGUCCCACUGCAAGACAUGGGGAGUACGAGCGAUGUGAAGAAGGGAUACGUGGACACAGAGGCUGGACAAAUCCACUACCGCAGAUGCGGCCACGGCCCACCGUCCAUCCUGCUGCUGCACUCUGCCGCCCAGUCGUCCGCCAUGUUCACAUCCGCGCUAAAGAGAAUGGGGGCGGCCGGCCUGCACGCGGUAGCGCUGGAUCUGCCCAACAGCGGCGAGUCGUGCCGUGCUGCGUCAGCAAGUGCUGAUCCCACGCAAGCAGCUCAGCUCCCCAGUGGAGAGCUGACCAUGGUUGACGUGGCAAACCUUGUGCUGCAAGCUGCUCACGCGCUUCGAUUCUCGCCGCCGUUUGACAUUGUGGGUGUUGAUGAUGCGGCGGGGCACGAGGCGGGGCCCCAGCGGAGCUGCCACACAUCAUGCGCUGCUUUGUGCUCUGGGCCGUGCCAAUGCUCGCCCCCCUCAUCCUCCCCAUCCUCCCCACCCUCCGCUACUCCACAGGUGGGGCACGAGGCGGGGGCGACAGUGGCGAUCCACAUAGCGGCAGAGCUCCCACACAUCGUGCGCCGCCUGGUCCUGUGGGGCGUGCCCAUGCUGGGCUUCAUGGAGCGCGGCGACGCCCUGCGGGAGGAAACCCCCGACGGCCACUACGACUCCGACCUCCCCGCUGCCGUCACCACGUUCCUCCACCGCCGCUUCCCCGAGGGGGGCGUGCCGUGGCAGCUCAAGGUGCGCACGCUCAUUGACAUGCUGCAGACGUAUGAGCGGCGGCCAUGGCUGUCACGCGCCAUGGCUGUAGUGGAUCAUGCGGAGCUGCUGAAGCGCGUUCACACGCCCGUGCUCUGCAUGGCGGGGGAGAGCGAGCCGCUGCACAAGGCGACGAGAAAAGCCGCCCUGCUGUGCAAGAACGGCGAGUAUGUGGACAUGGGGGCGGCGGGGCGGGACGUGGUGGAUGAGUUGCCGGACGACUACACCAGCGUCGUACUGCAGUUCCUCUUCGGGGAACCUGGUCCGGCCGGACCUACGGAACGAGCCAGUUGUUCCGUGCCAGCUGCUGACGUGGCAGGGGCGGGCGGGGAUCGGCAGAUGUCAGACUCGGGAGGGCGGCCUCUGCAGAAGCACUUGUCGCACAGUGACGCACAGAUGGGGAGGGGACCAGCGCAGCACACACAUGCCCAUGCCCAUGCGCAUGCGCAAGAGCACGCACACGCACAUGCGCGGGGCGAGACAGAGCAGCGGGAGGGAGGAGGGGAGAUGCAGAUGCGGGAGGCGGGGCAGCAGGGGCGCAGCUACGGCACGAGCAGCAGCAGCAUGGCGUCGUCGCCUCCUGUGAUGGGCAGCAUGGCCUCGUCCCCCGUGACGGCCGUGUCCCCCAGCAGCCGGUCGAGUAAUGACAGUGAGGAGCGGCGCACGUCCGGGGAGAAGCGCACAAAGGACCGCAUCAAGUCGUUCUUCCGCGGGAAGAGCACCGCUUGA